Dibothriocephalus latus is the source of this 288-nucleotide messenger RNA. The record is from the annotation of a GenBank genome assembly. Lineage: Eukaryota; Metazoa; Platyhelminthes; Cestoda; Diphyllobothriidea; Diphyllobothriidae.
AUGCUUGCUUAUGCUCUGUGCGCAACUCCAACUCUGGCAGGCUGCCGACUGCUUCCGAUACAUUCUUCACGUACGGAAGAAUUCACCAAACUUUUGGGCCGGAAGUUACUCCAGACGCGAAUGGCCGAGCACGUAGCGGCGGUGACGAAAAAAGACGCCAAUUUCCCCGUUGCAGCUCAUUCAACAGGACCCGGCCAUAGUUUCCUGCUUAGCGAGACCGAAAUCGUCGCAGGAGGUGACAACCCUGUGAGCCGCGAGCUGCUCGAGUCAUGGUUCUCAGGCCCAUAA